This is a messenger RNA of Bipolaris victoriae FI3, 801 nucleotides long. RefSeq lists its product as hypothetical. The coding region runs from base 1 to 801 and encodes 266 amino acids. The record is from RefSeq and is a predicted model, not a curated record. Gene Ontology annotation, molecular function: oxidoreductase activity, acting on the CH-OH group of donors, NAD or NADP as acceptor. The transcript is spliced from 6 exons. NCBI's taxonomy places the organism in Eukaryota, Fungi, Ascomycota, Dothideomycetes, Pleosporales, Pleosporaceae.
AUGCCAUCGUGGGCUAUCACAGGCGCUUCCCGCGGCAUCGGGCUUGAAUAUGCCAAACAGCUUUCUGCAGAUGGGGGCAACCAGGUUUUCGCCCUUAUCAGGAGCCAGCCAAGCGCGGAACUUAGCAAACUUGAUUCUGAGAGAGGCAAUCUUCACGUAAUCAAGGCCGACGUCACUGAUGCUCAAAGUCUCUCUGAGGCGGCUACCAAAGUGGGACAGUUGACUGAGAACAAGCUAGACGUGUUCAUCAGCAACGCAUGCCAUCCUGGGCUUGACUUGAGGUUUUACCCAACCUCAGCAUUUUUGGGAAAAGAGAAGGAGCUCAAGAACGAGAUUGAUGCUCCUAUGAGCGUUAACCUGAUUGGGGCUAUAAAUUCCAUCAAUCGUUUUCUUCCCCUGGUUCGCAAAGGCGAACUGAAGAAGAUCAUUUACAUCACCUCUCCGACGGGUGAUGCUGAAUUUACCCGCAAGUGUGGCGUCACCGUCACCAUUGGAUACACCGUCACCAAGGCUGCCAUGAACCUUGUCAUGUCAAAGUACGCUGCCGAGCUCAAGGGAGAAGGGAUCAAGACUCUGGCACUCAGCCCGGGAUGGGUUGACACAGACGGAACCCGAGAUAUGGCCCCGACCCCAGAGGUGUUAGAAAUGGCGCUACACAUGUUCCAGAAGGUGAAUCCGGAUCUCACUAGGUUGUUGACUCCGGAAGAAUCGGUGAGAAUGCAACUUGAUGUUAUCAAUAAUCUGACGGCAGAGCAAAGUGGCUUAGCGCUGUCCCAUCAUGGGGACCACAAUUGGAUGUGA